UCUGCUCAUUUUCUGUGCGUGUAAUGACAUAAGUGGACUCGGUUUAAUGUAAACGUGAUAUAUAUUUUUUAAAAGCCCUUUAUAUGUGUGCUGACAUACUACCGCCUCCCAAAACGACGCUUUUCGCCUGACCGGGUUCAUUAUGCGAAGAGGAAGGGGAGGAGGUGGACUGCUCUUCUUCAACGUCCCGAUGUGCUGAGAGCCGCUGUUUCAUUUCACCUCCGCCUCCGAGCAGCUCAGUGUUCUCUUUACACGCCUGGUUAAAGGUUAGAUUGUUUUUUCAGCUUGUUAUAAAGUGCCAACGUUUUAUAUUCUCUGCCUCACCGGGAGAAACCACACCAGACCGGUGAAGAGUGAAGUUUAAACCUCAGCAGCUGCUUUGGAGACCGCGGAUCCGAGGUCCUACGAUCCCCAGCCUCGCUUUUUUUUAUUUAGUUCAGCAUUUUUAAAAAGUUAUUAUCGACUUCGGUGAAGUCUUUUUUGUUCGUUUGUGAAGCCAGUGCUACCCACCCGGCAUCAUGACUCGGAGAUCCUGUGCCAUUUACGCCACCGGCAUCGUCAGCGCUCACCUCCUGAUUUUGGGGAUCGCCCUGGUCGUGGCUCAAGUCUUCCAAACAAUGAUCCACAGCCGGUUAAAAAAGGAAAUUACUUUGACGGAGAAGAGCCAAGUUUUUGAGUCAUGGAAAAAUCCACCACCACCUGUUUACAUGGAGUAUUACUUCUUCAAUGUGACCAAUCCAGAGGAGUUCUUGGCAGGCGGGAAGGCGUCAGUUAAACAGAUAGGCCCAUAUACUUACAGAGAAUACAGGCCACGAGAAAAUGUAACUUUCCUGGAAAAUGGCACCAAGGUUUACGCCCUGAACCCCAAAUCAUUUGUCUUUGUGCCUGAGAAGUCCGCUGGUAACCCCGAGGUUGAUAUCAUCAGGACUGUCAACAUCCCUUUUGUGGCGGUGAUGAACGAGUUGAACUCUUACUCCUUCUUCCUGCGGGCUGUUGUGUCCAUGUACAUGGGCGGCCUGGGCAUUGAGGUGUUCAUGACGCGCACUGUUCACGAAGUUCUGUGGGGUUUCAAAGACCCCCUUCUCUCAAAGAUCCACACCAUGAAGCCUGAGGUGGACGAAUAUUUUGGGCUGAUGUGGAAGAAAAAUGGCACCCAUGAAGGAGAGUUUGUGUUCCACACUGGGGAACAGAACUACUUGGAUUAUGGCAAGAUCGACACGUGGAAUGGCCUGAGGAAAAUGUCGUGGUGGUCCUCCGAACAGAGCAACAUGAUUAACGGAACAGACGGCGCCGUCUUUCACCCGCUGAUAAACAGGAAUGAGCUGCUGUAUAUCUUUGCUGCAGAUCUCUGCAGGUCUAUUCACCUAGCUUACGUGGAGGAUGUUGAGGUGAAAGGGAUCCAGGCUUACCGCUUUGCACCCCCCAGUGAUGUUCUCAUGAGCCCUAAAGACAAUCCCACCAAUGCUGGUUUUUGUGUGCCAGCAGGAGAAUGUCUCGGCACCGGGUUGCUCAAAGUCAGCGUUUGUCGAGAAGGUGCUCCCAUUGUGGUUUCUUUCCCUCACUUUUAUCAAGCGGACCCUGUGUACAUUAACGCCAUUGAUGGGCUUAACCCCAACAAGGAAGAGCAUGAGACCUACCUGGACUUGCAGCCGACGGCAGGGGUUCCCAUUCGUGCCUGCAAGAGGGCUCAGCUUAAUGUCAUUCUGAAGAGAAUCCCAGGCUUCCCGAAAACUAAGUUCAUCAAUGAGACCAUUUUCCCCAUCAUGUUUGUCAAUGAGACAGCAACUAUUGACGAUGACUCAGCCUCUCAGAUGAGGACACUGCUCCUGAUAGUAACUUUGGUGUCAAACUUCCCCUUGCUCAUCGUGGGCAUGGGCAUCAUCCUGCUGCUGGUGCUCGUGGUCUUGUUCUGCCGAAACCGCCAGAAGAAGAAUGAAGUAAAACGUAUUGAUUUUACUGAAGCUUUUCAUUCUUUUACUACGACAAAAGAUGACACAGCAUACACUCAGGUCAACGACAAACCAGACGAGCCGUCGGAAACGCCGGCCAACCAGCCGAUGAGGAACGGCUCUUACAUUGCCAUGUCUCCAGUGGAGGCACAGAAGUGUUGAUAGAGGAUUCCCCCUCCCCAAGUGUGGAGCUCAGGCUGAGGGAGCAGCACAUGGUUGUUACAUUACCAUGGGUGGGGAGGAUGGGUAAAGCAGUGGGACAAAAAAAAGAGAAAAAAAAAAGAAGAAAACCACGGUGAUUGUUUAGUCAACAAAGACAUUGCUCCUCUCAAUGAGCCUUCUUCUGACUGUCCACCCUCCUCCACUCUACCUGCUGAGCAUGGCCCUCACUGCCUGCAGUACUGCAAAACAACCAACCCCCCAACACCCUUAUCCUCGUUUCUAUCCUGUUUGGUCAUAAACAUGAAGGGACUAAGGGGUGGGCUCAGCCAGGACCAGCCUCUUCUGUAAUUUUUCUGAGGGAACACGGUAGCAUAGAUGUUGCUGUUGCACACGGAUGCAUGAUCUUUUGAGCAGACUCUGCCAGCUCAUAAAGCUCAAAGAGUGUGCUAGCAUUCGCACGAACAACAUCAGGUGUUGUUACAGUCGUAUUUUUCCGCUCUUCUCUUCAUCAGUAUUGUGUAAGGAGAAGCUUUUGAGCCUUUAGAUAAAAAAAAAAAAAGAAAGCCCCUCAAGACUGAAUCUUAAAUCUUUAAAACAAAUCUGAGCUUUUGGGCUCAGAUAAUUAAGUGGGUUUGCUAACAAAACUGAACAUGGUAUAUUUUGUAAAAGAUAAAAGAAAAAACAGACUGAGCCAAACAUGUUUUUGCCUUUUUUAAGACAAAUUAGUGCACCCACACACACGAUGCACUUCUAGUAUGAGUUAAUGAAAGUGUGUGUGUGCAUCCUUAACUCACACCCCUAAUGUCUUGUUUUUGAUGGACUACUGUCUUUCCUAAUGCAAACGCAGUGUAGUAUUAAAACCUGAAAUGCUAAUGAAUUUCAUCUUUUCCCACAUUUUUCCCUUUUCUUAUUUUCUUUUUCAAAACACUAGUUUAAAGGAAAUAUUCAGAGAACUACUUAAUGUAAUGGCUAGUUAUCUAGUUAGAAAAGUUGCAACGUUAUGCUUUGUCACACAUUCAAACAAAAAGAAAGGAAAAAAAAAAAACACUCACAGAACUUACAAGGGAGACUUGAACCUGCUUUCUGCCUUAUUGUGGUUCAGCGUGUUCUUUGUCAAACAUUGUUAAAAUAAGCUGGAAUCUUUUCUUGUACUUGCGUAAAGGGGAACUAUUCAGAUACCUCUGACCAAAUCCAGCAGGCAGUCCUAGGUGUGCUGACGGACACUAACUUUGCUUCAGUGUUGACACUCCUGCUUGUCUACACUGUUACUUAUUACAGAAAGCACAAUUUGGAUUGCUAAAGCCAGUCCUCACACAAGACUUAGCAGGUCUUGGUGUUUUUACAGCUGACCUGUCAAAGACACUGUCAAGUGCCGUGACCACCAAGAGUAGGAGGUCCUUACUCCACUCACCGCUGUGCAGUCAUUCAGUUUGCCAAGGAGCUGUAGGCAUUCAGGCAAACUCAGCACACAGCACUUGAAUCACUGUUUUGUCUUAUGUUUUUUUUUUUUUUGUCCAACACAUUUGUCUGGUCGCAUAUCAGACCCACAGGUGCUCUCACCAGUGGGGAGUGAAUUUAAGGCCAUAAUACUGUCAAACUGGAAAAAUUCCCUGCACUUUGCCUGGAAAUUGUGCCCAGUGUUUUUGUCAUUGGUUUAUAUUUUCUCUGUUGUUAAUGAUUGUUUGUUUGUUUUUUUUUUGUUGUUUGUUUUUGUCCUGGUUAUUUCAUUGCAAGUGGCCCAUGUGUUAAAUACAUUUCAAUGGUUUGUCCUGGCUAGUGUUGUUUGUGAAGGAUGUUGUUGUAAAUGGACGACAGACAUCAAUGCCUCUGUGUUACCUGCUUUUCCAGCACAUGGAGUGUCUUCUUUUGACAUACUUUUGUAUUUGUUAUUGCUGCUAAAAAAAAAAUGCCAUAACCUAUGGAAUUGCAUUUGUAUAUGGGGUAUUUACUAUGAUGUGCUGUCCUUGACUUUAUGGUUGACCCACAGGGGUUUUUAUUCAAGUCUAAGGUCUUGAAGGCUUUUUGUGUUGCCAACCUUUUUAACACCUGAGCACAAAAUACAAAGCCCAAAGCUUGCUGCCAAUUAAUAGAAUUAGUUGUUACAGUUAUCACUAGAGACAUAUUAGUAAAGAUGAACCACUUAUUCCUCUCUUGGUAGUUGAUCAUGAUCAUAUCAUUAUUAGGGUUUUUUGUGUUAGGGCUAGUAAACUUGGCAAUUCAUUGGAGGCGCCCAAAAUGGUCGAGCCAGCCUCUUUUGCACCAUCUAAGUCUGGUGUUGGAAGUCUGAUUCUGGGUCAAGAAGCAGUGGUGGAGAGUCUUUUUCAUUAAGUACAAUUGUUUGCUUUGCGGUGGAAAAUUAAGAUACUGCUCUUUCCUGUAGCAGAAAGCCAGUUAGCUUAGCACAAAGCUUGAACCUGAGGUAUUCUAACACUGUCCAAUUGUCCUGUUCUGGCUUAUGUAUAAAAAGCAAACAGUUGCAAGAAGUCCUUUUCUAUUCUUCCAUUUUCAGUGUUUGUGCGAUGCUAAGCUAACCAUCUCUUUGCCCUAUCCUCAAGUUAAAUGGACAAAUAGAACCACAUUAUCUAUGUACUUUUAAUUCUGAACCACAAAGCAAAUACAUCUAUGUUGACCUCUUCCUGGGAAGUUAAAUUGGCUCACAAGAGGCCUUUGUAUUCCUCCUGCAUGCAUGAGACCGCCACCUUGUGCAAACUUGUGGUUCAUAGUUGUUCACCUUACUGAAUACCUUGACUUUAACCUGAGACCUUAAUUCAGAGUGAAUGCGACCUUGUUCAAACACGCACACCUGAGCCAUCACUCCACUCCACUACGCGGGCCUUUUAAGUACGGUCCUUCAACCACUGGCUCGUCCCUGCUUGACCAAAGAUAACCCACACAGAGCUGUCCGGGCACUGUGUUUACUCUGUGAUAACAGCUGUGCCACAAAUCCACCGCCAACCUUUCCUUUAGAAAAAAGAAGAAAAAAAAAUCAAUGCCACCAUUUCUGUAAAAGAUUUGCAACAGUGUUGUGUGAAUGCAUGUAUGUAUGUAUGUGCCUUUUACAUCAAGGCAAGAAAAAAAAAAGAUACAACGAUGGGUAUUGCUUCUUUUUUUUUUUUUUACCCUGUGCAAAACAAAAGUAAUCAAUGCUCUUUGAGCAGUAAAGAUCUCAGUAUUAAGACAGAGCAAUACAGUUGUGUACAAUAAAUUGUGGAUGUUUUUAAGGGGCCAUAAAAUAUUUAAAUCUUUUUUCUUUAUGCGUUAUGUAAGUUCUGUUAGUUUCACUUGUAGUAUUUCCUUAUUUCUGUAGUGUAAAUUAGUUUGUAAUAUUCAGCUUGAUUACAAGCUCAUUUCUUUGAUCAUUUCAGUUUUUGUUUCAUGCUGAAAAUGGAAACAAAAGGUGUAAAGACGGGGCAGUUUGUGGCACUGGGAACAGUGCUGUAAAGUCUAAGAAUGUUUUAUGAGUGGUAAGUUGUUGUUUUUUUUUUUUUUUUUCCUUUAAUAUGAGAAGUUGUGUUUUUGUAAAGAAAAACACUGUUUCUGUUUAAACUGGAGUGAUUCACUGGAAGGCUGAUAAUCUUGACUGAGUGAAGCAUAAUGCUGUGUAACAUAUCUAGAUGAAUGAAGCCCUCCUUCAGGGAUGAGCAGUAGUGCCAUACCAUCCCCUUUGUUAAUGAGUUUUCUUUAAUUUGCUCUUUAUAAUGUAACCAUUACGUCUCCCCAUUUCAAUAUUCUAGCAGUCAUUUCCUUUGAGAUAUACUAAUUUGUUUUGCUGCUGAAAAUGACAAUCCCCCUCCCCUUUGUCAUGUUAGGUGCAAAAUUAUUUCAAAAGUAAUAUCCAUUUUUAGUUUUGAUAAUUUACACUGCACAGAUGUUUCUACAGUGCUUUUGUAAACAUUUCUAGUGUAUUUGCAGAAAAAUAAAAGUGCAAAGUUCA
Messenger RNA from Melanotaenia boesemani (Boeseman's rainbowfish), 6045 nucleotides. RefSeq names its product scavenger receptor class B, member 2a (gene scarb2a). Gene Ontology annotation, molecular function: scavenger receptor activity. The record is from RefSeq and is a predicted model, not a curated record. Gene Ontology annotation, biological process: receptor-mediated endocytosis; protein targeting to lysosome. The transcript is spliced from 14 exons. NCBI's taxonomy places the organism in Eukaryota, Metazoa, Chordata, Actinopteri, Atheriniformes, Melanotaeniidae. Gene Ontology annotation, cellular component: membrane; lysosome; cytoplasm. The coding region runs from base 519 to 2111 and encodes 530 amino acids.